AUGGCGUCCAAAAUCCAACCAGUUGCCAUUAUUGGAGGAGGACCGACCGGUUUGGCCUCUUCCAUAUUACUGUCAUUGUGCAAAAUCCCACAUGUUCUUUUUGAGCGGUAUCCCUCUACUUCGAUACAUCCAAAGGCAUGUGGUUACAACCACCGGACAGUGGAAAUCUAUCGGCAUAUGGGAAUUGAGAAGGAUAUCGUUAGGCACAGAGCGCCCAAAGCAAUAGACGGUCAAACAGCCUGGUAUACUAGCUUUGGCCCGUACGGCAAAGAAAUUGUCCGACGCAAUGCUUGGGGUGGUGGCAUUUACCGGAAAGAGUACGAGGAAGUAUCUCCUUGUUCGUACUCGAUACUACCACAGAUUCGAUUGGAGCCAAUUCUUCAGAAAAGAGCCCUAGAGCUCAACCCCCGAACUAUCUUUUACAGCACGGAAGUAACCAAAGUCGAAGAGGCUGAUGAUCACGUCGUCCUCACAUUCCAACGAAAAGGCCAAAUACCGGAGGAAGUCAAAGCGAGAUACUGUAUAGGAGCCGAUGGCGGACGAGCCUUGACUGAAGAUCUCGGCAUCAAAUGGGAAGGCGAACGAGAUAUCGUCGAUAUGGUAUCUGCGCACGUUCGGGCUCCGAUAUCUCUCCACCAUCCCGACAUUCGGAAUUUCAUUACUUGGUUCAUCAAUCCAAAACUGGGAGGAAGCAUUGGCACCGGAUAUCUGUACCACUUGGGCCCGUAUCCGAUUUCGCCAGAUAGUGAAGAAUGGCUCUUUGCAUGUGGACUGAAUCCAAACGACCCCAAACGAUUCGACGAGUCGGCAAUGUUACAACGCAUGCACAAUACCUUGCAGAUUCCCGAUUUGAAAGUCGAACUUUUAUCAAUCAGUCAUUGGUACGUGAAUGCUCUAUACGCUCAGCAGUAUCGGAGUAAGAAGUCCACGGGUCGAGUAUUCCUCGUCGGAGAUGCCGCGCAUCGAAUCCCCCCAUGGGGAGCACUAGGUCUCAAUACUGGCAUCCAAGACGUUUAUAAUCUUGUCUGGAAGCUGAAUCUCGCCAUCAACGGACUUCCCUUGAUUUCGCCAGAAAAGGUAAACUUUGACGACCUACUUGAUACCUACGACACCGAGCGGCGUCCCAUAGGGCAGCGUGUUGGAACUACAUCUUUACAUAACCUCAAAGCCCACUCGCUCGUCAUGGAUAGAGCUUUGGGCCUUUCACCGGAAAAUACGGAGGACGAAAAUGUCGCCGCGAUGGAUUCUUUCCUUGGUGCCUCAGAGACAUCUCUAGAUGCCUCGCGGCGUGAAGCUGUUGAUCGUGCUCAGAAGAUCUUAGACGACGAGUUCCACGCCCUGGGAGCCGAAAUUGGCUGGUUCUACCCUGAGUUGGACGUUGAUGGUGAGGGCAAGGAAACGAGUCAUGAUGGCCAGCUCAACGCAAAGGGCGAACUAGAUAUAUUAAGGUAUCACCCCUCGACUAUUCCUGGUCAUCAUCUUCCGCAUGCCUGGUUGGAGAGGGACUCAGAGAGAUUGUCCACGCGAGACCUGGUAAAGUACGACGGAUUCAUCCUGAUUACGUCACGGCCCGAACUAUGGACGUCCGCGGUCUCAGGCCUAGAGGGAUUCGUCGCCCUAAUUGGGAUUUCGGAUGCGAACGAGAAAACGCAAAAUGGCACAAGCUGGCGCGACAUGGACGGCAAGUGGGCUUCUGUUCGUGGCGUGGGACCUUCGGGAGCCGUACUGGUGAGGCCAGAUGGCAUUGUCAUCUGGCGUGCAAAAGAAUUUGAUGGGAAGAGUCACGCUGGCGAAGGUUUGCUCAGAGAAGUGGUGUUCAGGGCCUUGAAACUUGCGAGUUAG
Molecule: messenger RNA, 1842 nt
Organism: Rhinocladiella mackenziei CBS 650.93
Lineage: Eukaryota; Fungi; Ascomycota; Eurotiomycetes; Chaetothyriales; Herpotrichiellaceae
Exons: 1
Coding region: 1-1842 (613 amino acids)
Molecular function (GO): FAD binding
Source: RefSeq, a predicted model, not a curated record